AUGACUCAACAACUCACCUGGCUUGUGACAGGAUGUUCCUCUGGCCUAGGGGAAGCUAUGGUCAAGGCUAUCUUAUCGAAAGGAGACAGAGUGAUCGCUACUGCUCGCGCGAGCAAAGGCAUCAGUGGUUCUGAGCGUCUAUCCGAAUUGAAAGAAGCCGGUGCUGCGGUACUUGAGUUGGAUGUCACCUCUCCUCAGGAAGAGUUGGAUGAGAUAGCCAAAACAGCAUGGGAAGUAUAUGGGCACAUCGACGUACUAGUCAACAACGCUGGCUACGUUGAAAGUGGAGCUUUGGAAGAGAUGAGCGAGGAGCUAAUCACACGUUCCCUUCGCGCGAAUGCCCUCGGGCCUAUCAAUUUAACGAGGUCUUUUCUUCCUAUGAUGCGCGCCCGCAAGACGGGUACCCUUCUCUUUGUCGGCUCGGUCAGCGUCUAUUACACUAGGCAGACCAGCGGCACUUACAUUGGAUCUAAGGCCCUUCUCGAGGGAUUGGCGACCAACCUCGCAGUGGAAGUUGCUCCGUUUGGACUUCGCACCUCGAUCCUCACGUUUGGUCAUUUCCGCACCGGCAUUUUACUACCAAACAAACGACAGUCUCGUGCACCCAACAAGGUGUCCGAUUACGAAGAGAUAAAUAAUGUCGCGCAAGAGCGUACCAAGAAAGCUCAUGGGAGCUGGCCAGGGGACGCGAGGAAGGGAUGUGAGCUGGUGGUGGACGCUGUUCGAGGCGAAGGGACUUGUUCCGAUAGAGACCUCCCCUUGCGCUUGCCUAUUGGAUCAGACACAUUCGGUAUCAUGCGCGAGGAUCUUCAAAAGAGACUACAGGUCUGUGAUGAAUGGGAGGACAUCAUGUCCAAGACAGACUGUGAAGAAAUUAUUUGA
Molecule: messenger RNA, 882 nt
Organism: Penicillium brasilianum
Lineage: Eukaryota; Fungi; Ascomycota; Eurotiomycetes; Eurotiales; Aspergillaceae
Source: the annotation of a GenBank genome assembly